This is a messenger RNA of Parnassius apollo (apollo), 534 nucleotides long. Lineage: Eukaryota; Metazoa; Arthropoda; Insecta; Lepidoptera; Papilionidae. The record is from the annotation of a GenBank genome assembly.
AUGAAAUGGACAGACGAAUAUAAUGAAGCUAUAAUAAGAAUUUACUACAAAAUAACUCAAUGUGAGAAAAAUAAAAUAGCAUAUAGGAAACUCUUACACCAAGAGUUUAUAAACCAAUUCCCCCAUUUAAGUCAUUUGACAGAGCAACGCAUAUCUGACCAAAGAAGAUUAAUUCUUCAUAAGAAAUAUUUAAGUGUUGACCGUUUAGAAUUAAUUAAGAAUGACUUGCAAGAACAGCAUAACGAUAUACAAGCCAACGACAACUCAAUACUUCAGAUAGGUAUCACAGACAACGAAGACCCAGAUACAGAAAGUUUAGAUUUAAAUGCUGAAAACCACACAACAAAUGAAAAUGAAAAUUUACAUAGGGAAAAGAUAAUUGCCAUAGAUGAAAUGUUCGCUAAAGCUUUGGAAUAUUUUGCUAAUACAAACCCAACAGAAAGACAAUUUAUACCAAAGCAGAGGUCAUCGAAAAAAUUGAGUAAAAUAGUCGCCUAUACAGCGAAAUUGAAUUUAAAACAUUUCAGAAUUUAG